Messenger RNA from Thlaspi arvense, 1293 nucleotides. Lineage: Eukaryota; Viridiplantae; Streptophyta; Magnoliopsida; Brassicales; Brassicaceae. The record is from the annotation of a GenBank genome assembly.
AUUGUGAAAUCGAAGCAAUCACCAAACUUUCCAACGGAGAAGAAGACAUCAUCCACGAUGCUCGAUUGCUCUCUUCUUCCAGAUUCUUUGUCUCCGUCUUCAUCAGCAAAAAUGGCAAAACCUGCAAUGGAAUUGUUACAGCUGCCGGAAGAGUUACUGCAAAUUAUCAAAGACAAGUUGAAGGACUCUUUUGAUGUUAUACAUGCUCGUUCUGUUUGUUGCCCAUGGCGAUCAAUCUUUCCCUUUCCUUCUUGUCUUCUACGCACAAGUUACUCGCUUCCAUCAAUCGCCGCCAAGUUUCCUCGCAAAAGCAGAGGCUCGUGCACCGUCGAGAAGUUCCCAAUGUUCGUCUUUAGAGUCCGGUCUCCUGAUAAUGCGUUGCCUUCUGAGUUUUUUAUGGGAGGAGUAGGCCAAGACAAGUCAGAGGAUCAUAUGAAGCUUCCAUCUUCUUCUAUUCAGUGCUCAGUGAAAGUGAAGAUGGGAGAAUGUGACCCGACCUUCAUGAACAUUCUCGACUGUCAGAUUCUCCCUCUGGGCUAUCAGUACAGAAUGGUCGGUUACGAUCCUGAUUCAUUUUCAUCAAGUUACAGAGGCGUGGCUUUUCUUCCGCUAAGAGGAGGAGAAUUCAUCGUGCUAAUGGCCUACUCUCUUGAUUUGUUUGUGUUACGAAGUGCUCAAAUGAGGUGGGUGCGCCUUCAGAGAGCCUCAGAAGCUCAAUGCAAGGGUUUAGUCGCUUUUAGAGGCAAGUUUUAUGCAACCUUUAUUAACGGAGACAUCUUCGUUAUCGAUCCUUAUUCGCGGGAAGCGACUCCCCUUAUGCCGACUCCCCUGAUGCCCUUGCAGCAGCCUCUGAUGUCAAGUAAGUAUCUGUUUGCAAUUGGUGAUGAUGAACUGUUUCUGGUUGAGAAGUUCAACCCUUUUCCUGAAGCUGAGGGCCUAGAUUUUUCUCGCUUGGCUCUUAGAGUGAGUGUGUUAGAUGAGAAGGCCGGUGAAUGGGUCGUGGUCACCGAUUUAAGAGACCGUUUGUUCUUUAUUGGACACUAUGGAAAUGUUAGCUGCUCGGGGAAGGAGCUUCCCGAUGGUUGUGGUCUGAGCAAGAACUCGAUUGUGUACACCAGUUUUGGAGGCGAUGUAACGUACGCCUAUAAGUAUGGAGUGCAUACGGGAAGAGAAGAAGAUGACCUCAGUUUUUGGAGAUUCUUCAGAGAGAACAGCGUGAACUUCCUCAACACGUAUUCGGUGGUGAUUCUCCGGGUUGAACGCGAAACCGUAGAUCUUACUUUGGAUACCUGA